CAACUACCAACAAGACAUGUCUCUUCGGGAUACGAAUGGUCAACAGAUCCUGACCUCUAACCAUGGACGAUAUGUGCUUUUAAUAGAGGGUUGAUGUGUGUGUGUGUGUGUGUGUGUGUGUGUGUGUGUGUGUGUGUGUGUGUGUGUGUGUGUGUGUGUGUGUGUGUGUGUGUGUGUGUAUGAGAGAGAGACACGGGUCCAAAAGAUGAUUAAUUAUUACAAAAUGUUGCACACAAGCCAAUCAAUAUGCAAAAAAAAAAAAAAAAACACACGUUUUCUGCACGCGUGGCAGCCACUGUGAAUCACUAUAUAAUCAGGGCUGCGCCACCACAAGUUGAUUGUUUUAGCUCUAAUGGUGGUGGCCGCUGCAGCCGAGCACCAAUAUGCUCGUGAAGCUGGUGCUGGUAACUUGUCUUGGCGUUGCAACUGUCCGACCCAAAAUGCGAGAUGGCCAGGAGCUGGUCCUGCAUACUGGUGGUGCAGCAGAAUUAAUGCGGAGUCCACUAAACGCUUCGUGUACCACAAUCGCCAUAACGGACAGUACUACCACUCCUCCAGACGUCGUGAAGGAUCUGCUCGAAAAAUCAGCGUUGGACCAGUGGCAAGUGAUGGCAACAUUUGAGGUGACUUUAGAGAAGAGAAACACCACCAUUACUGAUCGCCUGUCGAAGUUGAUCCCCUUAGCACGUCAAGCGCGUCAGCUGUCGUGGUGCUCGAUGGUGGUGGUGGUGAGUCUCAAUCCUGACUUUCUCAUCGCAUUCGCGGAGUGGUCUCUGAAGGGAAGGCUGCUGGUGUGGACCACCAAGCUGCUGGUGGUGAGCCGCCUGACAACUACGCAGCUCCAGGACCUUCUGCCCGCCCACUGGACUUUCUCCAUGAUGAACACAGUGUUUCUCAACAUGGAGGGCGACGCUGAGCAGCCCCGGUAGUGAUGUAUUGUCAUUUGUAUUGAUAUAUGUAUGUACAGGAAAGCCUCCAUCUCGUAUAUUCAUUGUUCAUCACUGCCACAACAC
Scylla paramamosain (green mud crab) is the source of this 1013-nucleotide messenger RNA. RefSeq lists its product as uncharacterized. The coding region runs from base 384 to 929 and encodes 181 amino acids. NCBI's taxonomy places the organism in Eukaryota, Metazoa, Arthropoda, Malacostraca, Decapoda, Portunidae. The transcript is spliced from 4 exons. The record is from RefSeq and is a predicted model, not a curated record.